AUGGCCUCCCUCUUCUCUGGUCGAGUUCUGAUCCGAAACAACAGUGACCAGGACGAACUGGAUACAGAGGCAGAGCUCAGCCGCAGGCUGGACAACCGACUGGUGCUGCUGUUCUUCGGCGCUGGGUCCUGUCCCCAGUGCCAGGCCUUUGCCCCGAUUCUCAGGGACUUCUUCAUUCGGCUCACCGAUGAGUUCUAUGUGCUGCGGGCAGCCCAGCUGGCCUUGGUGUAUGUGUCUCAGGACACCACAGAGGAGCAACAGGACCUGUUCCUCAAGGACAUGCCCAAGAAGUGGCUCUUCCUGCCCUUUGAGGAUGACCUGAGGAGGGACCUCGGACGCCAGUUCUCGGUGGAGCGGCUGCCCGCCGUCGUGGUGCUCAAGCCGAGCGGGGACGUGCUCACGCGCGACGCGGCCGACGAGAUCCGGCGCCUGGGCCCCGCCUGCUUCGCCAACUGGCAGGAGGCGGCGGAGGUGCUGGACCGCAGCUUCCUGCAGCCCGAGGACCUGGACGACCCCGCGCCGCGCAGCCUCACCGAGCCGCUGCGGCGCCGCAAGUACCGCGUGGACGGGGCGGGGCGGGGCGCACACGGCCGGGCUGCGGGGGGCGCCCCCGGGGCGGAGGGCGGGGCCGGGGAGCUGUUCUGA
Molecule: messenger RNA, 645 nt
Organism: Myotis myotis
Lineage: Eukaryota; Metazoa; Chordata; Mammalia; Chiroptera; Vespertilionidae
Gene: NXNL1
Product: nucleoredoxin like 1
Exons: 2
Coding region: 1-645 (214 amino acids)
Biological process (GO): photoreceptor cell maintenance
Cellular component (GO): mitochondrion
Source: RefSeq, a predicted model, not a curated record